GAUGUCUAGGGUCUGUCAAAGCUGGAAGCAAGUUGCUUCAGAAACAAUGUUGUGGAGAGAAGUCAAUUUAUCGACAAUGAGCAUUGAAUGUCCAAGAUCUGCUAUCGACUCCACGAUUGUAAAGUUAGCGGUGUCACGACUGAAAACUGUCAGAGAAUUGAACCUUGAUGGGUGGAGUGAGUUGACAGAUGUAGGACUGAAGGCCAUAGGAAAACACUGUCACUCUCUGCAGUCCAUUGUGUUAUCCCAGUGUGGGAGUCUGUCGUCGAAGGGUAUCUCUACUUUGGUUUCAAAGUGUCGCCAGCUGAAGAUGGUCGAUGUCGCUAUGACAAAGAUUGAUAUCGCAUGUCUCCAUCGUGUAACUAAGCGAUUAGGAAAUCAGCUGGAAGAGCUUUGCUUGAUGAACUGCAGUCGGUUGGGAGGCGAACAAGUUCUUCCUAUAAUACAGGAGCGUUGUCCGAGCUUGACUGUCCUUGAUUUAACUGGUACCAAUAUCAGAAAACUUAAUGUAGAAAAGCUUCAGGCUGGUUGUCCAAAGCUGAAAGAACUGUUCCUUGCCAACCUACUUCUUCACUCAACUCCUAUAAGCACUGAUGUGGAACAGAAUGGGUUUCCCCAACUAGAGACACUUUGCCUGGCCUGUGGUUGUUUUGCAGGGGUCCCAAGGGUUGAUCGCUUUUUGUUCAGACUCUUGAGAACCUCGACCAAUCUCAAAAAGCUAGACGUGAGAGGAUUACAGAGAAUCACCCCUGAAGGAUUACAGAGUUUACCAGUAACUUCUCUUACGGAGUUGUUUUUCUCGGACACACACGCUACAUUUGCUCUGAUGUCAGCCGUCAUUCAGCAGUGGCAUCAUAGUUUGGAGAUUUUGGACAUUUCCUCCAACAGUGGUGUUAGUGAUGAGUCUAUGGUGCUAUUGAAAAACUCUGGAAUGCCCAAGCUGUACAGUUUAGAUCUUAGUAGCACAAAUGUUACAGCCGAAGGUGUGAGAAAAGCUUUAAAUGCCAGCCCAAGACUCAGGCAUUUAAAUUUGACGUCAUGUCGUGGAGUUCCCAGAGGUCUGAAGCAGUGGCAUGGCGGAGCUAAAAUUCAAAGUUUGUUGACUACAUUGGAAGAACUGGAGUCUGGGGCGAACAGCGAACAGCGACGAAGCGGGUGA
Messenger RNA from Pocillopora damicornis (cauliflower coral), 1159 nucleotides. Its product is annotated as F-box/LRR-repeat protein 6. Gene Ontology annotation, cellular component: SCF ubiquitin ligase complex. Gene Ontology annotation, molecular function: protein binding. Gene Ontology annotation, biological process: SCF-dependent proteasomal ubiquitin-dependent protein catabolic process. NCBI's taxonomy places the organism in Eukaryota, Metazoa, Cnidaria, Anthozoa, Scleractinia, Pocilloporidae. The record is from RefSeq and is a predicted model, not a curated record.